This is a messenger RNA of Chenopodium quinoa (quinoa), 2912 nucleotides long. RefSeq lists its product as uncharacterized. The record is from RefSeq and is a predicted model, not a curated record. Bases 2029 to 2715 code for a protein of 228 amino acids. Lineage: Eukaryota; Viridiplantae; Streptophyta; Magnoliopsida; Caryophyllales; Amaranthaceae. The transcript has 2 exons.
UGCAAGUUGCAAAUACCUCUGCUUCAUUUGUAAUUCACCUAAUCCUCUUGUCAUUACAGAGCACGAAAUUAGUACUAAAUACUGAAAUGGCUUUCAAACAAAAGUUAACAGAGCCAAUGGGAUAGAAAUCAAGUAGAUCUACAAUCUCUCCAUAAUCCAUACCAGGUUAUAACACUAAAAUGUAACUAAACAACAACAAAGCCAUAGUCCCAAAAUGAGGCUAAGGGACAUAACAAAAUAAUCAGUUGAAACAGUUUUAAAAAAAAGGUGUGUAAAGUGAGAAAAAGAAAGAGCACCAAGUAAAAAUUAAGAGAGUUUUAAAAGGGAACCAAGAAUAAAAUUUAAGAAAGUUUUAAAGGAGUGGUAAAAGCGUGUGAGUAAAAAGCAUAAAGGUUUGAGAAAAUUUUAGCAAAGGAAAUCAAUAAAGUUCGUAAAAUACGAAUUGGGUAAUAUAAUAAAAGUAAACACUUAAAUGUCACUAAUUAUAUAUAUAAUUUUUUUUUUGGGUAAAAAUUAACGGUAAAUAUUAUCCAAAACCAAUGGCAUUUAUGGAGUUAUGCAGUUCCACGGUUGAAGGGUUAAGACUUAAGAGUAUCAAUAUCAAAGAUAGGUAUGUCUUAAGACAGACCAUUUAUCUCCCUAACUUACAGCACAUAUUAAGGAAAAAUUGAUACUGUUCCCCUUUUCAAGUAGCAACCAUGACAGCUCCAUGCAAAUUGUAUAUCCCAACUUAAACUGCAAACCCAUAGUUGGCCAACCAAUAUCAUUUUUUAGUUCAAUGGCUUUGAACAAAUUUUAGCAGCUAAAAAAAUCUUAUGGAGGCAGAAGUUAAGAAAGCAACAGAAGUAAUGACUGUAAACCAGCAUUAUUGUCACUUCUGAAGUUCUGAGUAGCUUUCAUUUCCCAGCGGCACUUAUGACCAUAAUGAGAUUAUGUGAAGUUCUAAUUACAGCACUCUCCCCCCCCCCCCAACACACACACACACACACAUAGAGAGAGAGAGAGAUGCAUCAAAAAUUAUUAAUGUAAUAUCCUAUCUUUAAACUGGGAUUAGAACUCACGUCUUAAGUGGAAACAUGAUCCAUAGGUUGAAACGUUCCAAACCAUAUGUUUUAUCCCUUUCUUUACUCCUCCAUAACCCCAUUGCCUCACAUCCUUCUCAAAAAAAAGGGGAGGAAACAAAGAAAAAGUAAAUCGUCUACUAAUGGACUAGCCAUUAGUUCAUUACAUACUAUUUUGAUUCUUGUACAAUAUCAAGAUUAUAAAUGUUCCAGUCAUUUUCAUUCAUUCAAGAAUUCAUAUAGCCCAGAUCUUCUCUAGUCUAAUAAUAAUAAUUCCUCACCUGAAUCUUAAGUUCUUAACAAUAUACUCCUUAAUAGUAGAUCACAAUCAGCUGGCCUUAGUAUAGCCCAAAGUGGUUCCUAAACCCUUCUAGGCAAAAAGGUGACAGUUAUUAAAUAAGAAAUUUUUAAAAAAAAAUGGACUAUAAUGAUCUUAAUUAAUAAGUGGCUCAUUGAACUCUCCACAUAACCUAAUUCAACAGACAGUUCUAUCGUAUCAAAUAAAAAUCAACUAGAAAUGACCACUGUUAUAGCACGAAAGCAGAUUCUGACAUAAAACAAAAGUUUCAUCAGAAGUAUUGGGUUAAUGUUAAUGUCUAAACAUUGUGUUUUAAUGUUUCUUAUUCUUUAAGACCAAAAUUUAAAGCUGUUCUCCAAUAUGGCUGCUCAUGCUUUUUAUCUCCACCGUCCAAACUGAUAUAUUCCUCUUUUCCAUUACAAUGAUCCUCUGCAGCAGCUGAUGUCUUGCAAACUUGCAGUUAUUCCACCCACUUGUGAUUUUACACCAUUAAAUUAAAAAAUAAAUAAAUAAAUAAAUAAAAAAUUAAAAAAAAAAAAAAAAAAAAAAAACAGAGAAUCUAACUACUUUGUGCCUUCUAUAUAGUUAGGUGUUGCAAUUCCCUCAAAGCAUCAAGCAAGAGAACUCAAAGGAAAUUCUCCUUGAAUAAUUUUCAACAUUCUCAAUAUAAUGGCCUCAACCAAACUGCAAAAACCCACAAAUGAAGAACACAAGUUUACCCAGAAGAUAUCCGAGGUGACCGCUUGGGGAGGCAGAGUGUUCAGACACAAACAACAAGAACACCAAGCAGUGGCCAAACGCUGUACUACAUGCCAAUGCUCGGCAUCCAAGGAUACAAAACCAAAAUGUACUCAUAUACAGAAGAAAGAACGUGCUGACACCAUACCUGUCAAAAAUAUUAAAUAUGGGGUAUGCACGGAGACAAAGGAGGAGAAGGAAGAGCACUCAAGUACAGUCAAUAAGGAUGCCAAACAUACGACUUGCAUUGAGCUGAGGAAGAAGGCAAAACAACAUACAACAAAUGUCCAAAUUAAGGAUUCUAAGCAGCCUGCUCAUGCUGAGAUGAGGAAGAAAGAAAAGGAGCAACAUGCAAAAAGCAACACAGCCAACGCAUGCAACAAAAUAAGCAAUAAAGUGCACAUUCAGAACAAGGAAGAACCAACCAACCACUGCUUUUCAACCAUGGCAGAUCAUUGGAAGGAGAGGAUGAUGAUGAUGAAGAAGCCCAAGGAAGGCAAGUGCAAAGAUAGCAGCAGCAGCAGUGACAGCAACAGUGAAGAUGAGUCCUGUGGGAUAAUGAAGACUGACAAGAGAGUGAAGAGACAUUCCCAAGGGACCAAAACCUCAUCUAAAUGAGAGAGACUUCUGAAGAAUCGGCAAGGAAAAAGAUGAUAAGUAUGAACAAUGUAGUGUUGCUAUAGUACAAGGUUGAAAUGUUACUUUCCAACAAUAAGCCCCUCUUCCUUUUAGGAUGAAAUUUUCUAUAGCUUUGGCAUUGGUUUUUAGUUUGCAAAAGCUUUACAUUAUGGUCAGUUUGAUACAUGACACUUGAA